GAUUCGAUUGGUUUUACGGCAUGACGUGUAGAGUACGUUUUGUUGUGGAGCGCGGCAAACAGAGCCACUGACUGAGAAAGUAGAGAGGCACUGCGCAAAACUACUUUAGUGUCGAACCCAGUUUGGAGCUUAAUCCAACUAAAAGGACACAUGGCUUCAACAAGCAAAGCACCGGCACAGACCAGAAACCUUCCAUGGUCAGUUGGAAAAUUGUUGUUUAUCACAGAUAGCUUGAAACUGUCAAUGUUAGCCAGCUAACAAUCACACUACUGCAGCUGAAGCUAGCUGCUAGCCGCACUAUGUGGAUAUCUGUCAGCAGCGUCAGGUGUAGGAUCUCCAUAAAAAUUGAUAUUUGAUUCUGCAUGGUGUAAAAUGGUGAUGCCGAAUUGAAAAGUGGCUGUCAACAACUCAGAGUUUUUAAAGUUAGCCAAAAACAUAUCGCAUAAGUAUCUAAAACCACGUGUAAGAUGUUAAAAUGUUGUAACUGUAAUGAUGAUCGUUUCUGUACUACAAAUAUCAAGAUAGUGUUUAAAAGCUGCUUUACCGUGUUAGUAUCUGAGUCCCUUUUGCAAAGAAAACAUUGUGAAACGCUGACAAUUAAUGCCCCUGAAGGUAAAUGUAUAAAUCAUGAAGUAAAUUGGAAUCAUUUGGAGUUAAUGGAGAAUGUUUAUAUUCUGUUUUCCCAGGGUUGAAAAGUACAGACCACAAAAGCUUGAUGAUCUGAUCUCACACAGAGAUAUUCUUAGUACCAGUAAGUACCUGAACCAUCACAACAAGUACAAUACAUCACCUCCUUUAGGGUUAGAAAGUAAUCACAUUUACUCAUAUUACUGUAACAGAUUAGCUCUAUGUGUGCAUAAACUUUAGUAUUUUUCCAUCAGUGGUAUUGGCCCUCUCUGACAUUCACAUUGCAUUCAUUGCUGAGCUUUAAAAAAAUCGGGAAAGCUGAACAGCCACUGGCUCCCUAACAGUGUGACUGUCAGCUGAUUGUCUGUUGUCUAAAACCUGGUGGACUAAGAAGGGAUGAAUACCCCCUUGAGAGAUAAAUCUUGCUGACUGCUUGCUUCUCUAGUUAUACCAACUUUAGUAACAACCACAGGAUAGCAAUACACAGCAGUCUGAGGAGCCAUAAACAAACCUCAACCAAAAAGCCACUCUAUAGCCACAAAUAAUGCUCAGAACAGCACCUAACUUCAUCAACAGCAUAGGGUCCCAGCCAUAGUACUAGCCAUCAAACAUCUUUUUAACUUUGCCUGAUUUCUUUAGCAAAGAGACUAAACACAACUCACCUACUCUCUUCCAGCAGCCGCUUGUUUGUAGCGAGACCUCGGGCCAGUCCAUUACGGACUGCUGCAGGGGGCGCAGCUCAAGGAAGAACAUUUAUGAUCAUUUAUCAUUUUCUUGAAGUAAUAAUCACCUUAUUAAUCAUUUUGCACUGCAGGCGUGGUAGUUCUUCUGCCUUAGCGUCUCAGUCUGAUUGCAAUUCCAUGAUCAUAAAUGUUCUUCUUUGAGCUGCUUCACCCCGCUGCAGUAAUGGACUCGCCUGAGGUCUCCGUACAAACAAGCGGCUGCUGGAAGAGAGUGGGUGAGUUGCUAAAGAAAUCAGGCAAAGUUAAAAAAAAGUUUGAUGGCUAGUACUAUGGCUGAGACCCUAUAUGUACUGUUGAUGAAGUUAGGUGCUGUUCUGAGCAUCAUUUGUGGCUAUAGAGUGGCUUUUUGGUUGAGGUUUGUGCGUGGAGACGUAGACCGCUGUGUAUUGCUAUCAUGCGGCCAUUACUUAAGUUGUUAUAAUGAGAGAAGCAAACUGUCAGCAACAUUCAUCUCUCAAGGGGGUGUCUAACUAGAUGUUUGGUGUGUUUGACCCUAAAUUAAUUUUACGCCAGAAUAUCCCUUUGACUAUCGCAGCUGUCAGUCACUGUUGCUGGCUCUUUAUUCUUUGCUGCAGUUGUACUAUAAGUAAUGUUAAUAAUUUUGAUAAUUAAAGGAACAUAAAUCACAUUUUGAAAACACUCCUCACAUUCAGAAUUGAUUUUACCUUUUAACAGGAUCAAAACAUGUUCAAAACAUCACUCUGUCUCUCUUGUGUUCAGUUCAGAGGUUUAUCAGUGAGGACAAGCUUCCUCACCUCUUGUUCUACGGCCCCCCUGGGACAGGAAAAACCUCCACCAUCCUCGCCUGUGCCAGACAACUCUACAAGGACAGAGAGUUCAACUCCAUGGUAUUGGAGGUACUCUGGAGAUUCUUUUUAUAAGCUUUUUUCCCCCCUUGUUCCUUAAGUGUUUGAAGUUCAGGCUUCUUUAUUUAAUACCUGACUCUUUUUCAUCUCAGCUUAAUGCAUCAGAUGACAGAGGUAUUGAUGUUGUCCGUGGUCCAGUUCUGAGUUUUGCCAGCACCAGAACCAUCUUCAAGUAAGACUGAUAGCUGUCACAUACUCUCUGUUGAGAUACAGUGGAUAUAAAAAGUCUACACACCCCUGUUCAGAUGCCAGGUUUUAGUGAUGUAAGAAAAUGACAGCAAGAUAAAUAUUUUUACAACUUUUUCCACCUUAAAUGUGACCUGUAACCAGUACAAUGCAAUUGAAUAACAAACUGAAACCUUUAAGGGAAAAAAUAAAAUAGAAAAGUUAAAAUAACCUGGUUGCAUAAAUAUGCACACCCUUAAACUAAUACUUUUUUUGCAGCACCUUUGGCUUUUAUUACAGCACUCAGUCUUUUUGGGUAGGAGUCUAUCAGCGUGGCACAUCUUGAUGUGGCAAUAUUGGCCCACUUUUCUUUGCAAAACCGCUUCAAAUCUGACAGAUUGCGAGGGCAUCUCCUGUGCACAGCCCUCUUCAGAUCACUCCACAAAUGUUUGAUGGGUUUGAUUCAGGUCUGGGCUCUGGCUGGGCCAUUCCAAAGUCUCAAUCUUAUUCCGGUGAAGCCAUUCUUUUGUUGAUUUAGAUGUGUGCUUUGGGUCAUUGUCGUGCUGAAAGAUGAAGUUCCACUUCAUCUUCAGCUUUCUAGCAGAAGGCUGAAGGUUUUGUGCCAACACUGACUGGUAUUUGGAACCUGACUAAGGCCCCAGGUCCAGCUAAAGAAAUACAGCCCCAAAGCAUGAUGCUGCCACGACUAUGCUUCACUGUAGGUAUGGUGUUCUUUUGGUGAUUAGCAGGGUGGAUUUUGCGCCAAAUAUACCUUUUGCAAUGAUGCCCAAAAAGUUCAACUUUGGUCAGACCAUAACACAUUUUCCCACAUGUGUUUGGGAGAUUUCAGAUGUCUUUUUGCAAAAUUAAGCCGGGCUUUGAUGUUUUUCUUUGUAAGAUAAGGCCUCCGUCUUCCCACCCUACCCCAUAGCCCAGACAUAUGAAGACAGUGGGAGAUUGUUGUCACAUGUAGUACACAGCCAGUACUUGCCAGAAAUUCCUGCAGCUCCUUCAGUGGUGCUGUCGGCCUCUUGGUAGCCUCCCUGAUCAGUUUUCUUCUCGUCUUGUCAUCAACUUUGGACAGACGUCCUGUUCUUGGUAAUGUCACUGAUGUGCCAUAUUUUCUCCACCUGAUGAUGAUGGUCUUUACUGUGUUCCAUGGUAUAUUUAAUUCCUUGGAAAUUCUUUUGUAGCCCUUAUCUGACUGAUAUCUUUGAAUAAUGAGAUCCCUCUGAUGCUUUGGAAGCUCUCUGCAGACCAUGGUUUGCGCUGGAAGAUGUGGCUACAGAAAUAUCAGGAAAAGCCUACUAGAACAGCAGAACUUUAUUUGGGGUUGAUCAGAGGCACUUUAAUUGGUGACAGGUGUGUGCUGACUCCAAUUUAACCUGAGUUUGAAUGUUAUUGGUUAAAUCUGAACACAGCCACAUCCCCAGUUAUUAAAGGGUGUGCACACUUAUGCAACCACAAGAUCUCAGUUGUUUAUUUUUACUUCACCUCCAUUAAAGAUUUCUGUUUGUUUUUCAAUUAUGUUGUACAGGUUAUAGGUCACAUUAAAGGUGGAAGAAGUUGUGAAAUUAUUUAUCUUGAUGUAACUUUUUUACAUGACAAAAAUUUUGCAUUUGAACAGGGGUGUGUAGACUUUUUAUAUCCACUGUAUAUCUGUAUCCAUAGAUGUUCUUUCUUUUCUUUCUUCGAGGUAGUUAUAAAAACUGUUGCUUUUGUGUCCAUCCCUCUUGUUCUGAAGGAAGGGCUUCAAGUUGGUGAUACUGGACGAGGCCGAUGCUAUGACCCAAGAUGCCCAGAAUGCAUUGCGGCGAGGUAAGCCAUCUGUUUGGCCGGGCCUUGCCCAGUGUGAGCAUUACGCCUCACUGAGCAGAGAGACACUUUGGCUGCUGGUGAAUAAUAGGGUGGCAGCUUGUUCACCCUGAUAUGUUGUUUCAAAACAACAUUAUAUAUGGGAGAAGUUCAUUUGAAAUCUAGAUUUUUGAAAAAAAAUGUACCAUGCUUUAAGCUAUCAAAGAUUUGUUAGUGGAUGCAGUGAAAGCUGCAUAAUGACUCAAACUUUGAAGUGUAACUUUUAUAAAUGAUUAAAGAAAAGCUGUUGCAGAAGAGGACUCUUAGACGACUGUCAGGGUUGAGAGCCUUCUCAAUCAAUCAAUCAAAAUUUUAUUUAUAUAGCGCCAAGUCACAACAGUCGUUAUCCCAAGACGCUUUCCAAAAAGAGCAGGUCUAGACCACACUCAUUGUCUGAUAUAUUACCAAGACCCAACCUUAAGAUGGGACAGAUUUGACCCAUCUCAUCAAACAUGAGUGACACUGGCAAGGAAAAACUUCCUUUUAACAGGCAGAAACCUUAAGCAGGACCUAGACUCAUGUUAGACAGCCACCCACCGCUGCUGGGUUGGGGUUCUGUUUUUGUAGCUUUCUUCAUUCUCAGUAUUUGAUUUCCUCUCCGCCUCUCCAUCUUUUUUUCCGACCAGUGAUCGAGAAGUUCACAGAGAACACUCGCUUCUGUCUCAUCUGUAACUACCUCUCGAAGAUCAUCCCAGCCCUCCAGUCUCGCUGCACCAGGUUUCGCUUCGGCCCGCUGUCCUCGGACCAGAUGAUCCCUCGGCUGGAGUAUGUGAUCCAGCAGGAGAAGUACGUGUUUGCAUUCAUUAAACUAUUAUUACUACUAUUAAACUAUCUGAAAUGUAUCUAUGUGCUCCAACAGUCAACAUGCUUCUAACCAGGGUUCCAGCAGAUCCUUACAGGUCUUAGAGUUACAGAGAGUCUUUUCUCACCUGUUAGAGGUCUUUAAUCUGACUUAUACACAGCAUGUCUAAAUACCUUAUUAGAUUCACACUCUUGAGUUUGUAUUACAUUAUUAUUUUUUGUCUUGAAACCUUGUCUAUGAGAAACCGUGUCAUAUUAAAGCCAUAAUCCAAACUCAUACAUGUAAGUUCAGAAUAGUUCAUAUCAGGUGGAUCAGACGGGUCAUUUAAACCUGGAUGUUUGUAUUUCAGCAUUGAUGUAACUCCAGAUGGAAUGAAGGCCAUCGUGACUUUAUCAGCAGGUGAUAUGAGAAGAUCUCUCAACAUACUGCAGGUACAAACUAAAGCAGGUCUUUAUCCAUCAUUUCAGCCUCACGUCAGAGUUUUCUCCAAGUGUUGAUGUUUCCUCUUCGUAACAGGUUAAACUGAAGAGUACCUCUCUCUUUUUUUAUGAUGACAGAGCACGAGCAUGGCGUACGGGAAGGUGACAGAGGACACAGUGUACGGUUGCACAGGUCACCCCCUCCGCUCUGAUAUAGCCAAUAUCCUGGACUGGUCCCUCAACAAAGACUUCACCACAGCCUACAAACGUAUCCUUCAGCUUACCUUUACUUGUCUCUCUGAAUAAUUGAGUCAGAAAGAUUUCCAGUCUGGUUUUUGUUUCUUUUAACCUCCACACAUGAUCAUGUUGAUUUAUUUCAAACAUGUUUAGAUGUGUUUUUUUUAAACUCCUUAACACUUCAUUCUCAGAAAUCCUUGAGCUGAAAACUUUAAAAGGUUUGGCCCUGCAUGAUAUCCUCACUGAGGUUCAUCUGCUCUUACACAGAGGUGAGGCCACUGCAGAUGUUGUUUUAUUAUUAUUAUUAUUAUUAUUGUCAGCAGCCUCUCCAUAAUCUGCUUCAGUCAUCUUAUUUUUGAUGUGUGAACCAAAGUUAAAUGAAACUUCUUAACCUGAGCUCUGGCUGUUUUUCUCUAUUUAAACUUCUCAGUUUCAUGUUAUUUAAUGUUCAUUAUUUAGAGGUUAAGACUCACUGAGUAAAAAAAAAAUCAGUGCUAAAACAUAAAAUGUAAAGUGUAACAAUAAAUGAAAAUUCAGUAAGUCAGAAGGGGGUUAAAUCCAUCUGCUCCUCUCUACAAAAGGUUUCUGAAUUUUAAUAAAUCUUGGUUUCGGUGCUUCCAGCUCUUUUAGCUGAAGAAGCUCUGAGUCUCAUUUUAAAUACAGCCCUUAGCUUAAAAACUGUAAGAUGUGUGGGCGGUCUGUGAUUAUUUGCCACAAGACUCUCCAGCAUUGAGCCAAAGAAACAUCAACAGUUCAGCUUUAAGAAUCUGAUAUCAUUCCCUUUAUCUGCUUCGAAAUGUUGGUUGUAUAUUUGCUUUGUAUUAGCGAAGGUUUACUGUGAUGAUCCACGGACAAGAGACGCUUUACUGUCUCUGAUGUCUGUUGAUAAGUUUUAGUUGAUUUUAGCAAUUGAAGAUUUAAUUUCAACAUGGUAGAAUUUUCAUCUAAUGUAGAUAACAGAAUUAAAUGAAAUAGAAGAGAAUAGGAUAGAAUCUAAUGUAAUGGGUUAGAAUAAAAUAGAAUGGGGUAUGAAAGGAUAGAAGGCAAGGGAAUAAAAAUGCAGUACAGUAGAGUGAAUUGGAAGUGAAUGAAAUAGACUGGAAUUCAGUGGAACAAAAUGAAUUAGAAUAAAAUAGAAAGGAAAGCAAUGGAAAAACAAAAUAAAAUAAAAUAAAAGGAAACAAAAUAAGAGAAUAAGAUGGAAAAAUAAAAUAGACUGGAAUGGGAAAGAAUGAACUAGGAUAGAAUAGAAUAGAAUGGAACAUAAUAGAUGAAAAUACAAUAGAAUGGAAAAGAAAAAAAUGAAAGAAAUAUAAUUGAGUGGAAUAAAAAAAAUGGAACUGAACUAAGGGAAGGUGAGUAGAAUAAAGUGGGAUGGGAUGGAAUGAAGGAAGGAAUAGGAGGGAAUGUUGGGAAAUGGUGCAAUGAAAAAAAAAAUGGAAUUAAAUGGAAUAUGAAUUCAGUGAAAUAAUAUAGAAAAUUACGUUAUCGUCCAAUUUUGGUGAAUGUCCUUUACAUGCAUGUGCAAAUACAUGCCAUUAUUAUGAUAACAUAUUACAUCAGAUGACUUUUUUAACCAAUAGCUGCUCUUUAAAUAAACAUUCUUAUGUAGCUUCAAUUUAAAGGAACAGUACCACGUGCCGUGCACAGCAGUAGGUAGCAGGCUGACUUUGAAGUGCGUUACUGACAGAGAUGUGUCAUGCCAGCUGGAAUAAUAAUCUUGUUCUGUCCAUAUUAUCUUUGCACAGUUGACUUUGACUCAUAGAUUUGUCUUUAUCUCAAUAAUUGUUUUUCUUUUCCCCCUUUGAAGUGGACUUCCCUCCUGCUAUCCGGAUCGGUCUGCUCAUCAAGCUGGCUGAUGUUGAGUAAGUUGGACCUCUCACAUCUGUUCUUUCAGAGGAAGUGAAGCCUCCAUGAGAACUUCAGAUAUUCACACAAAUGUUGCUCUUGUUCUCACAACUCAUCUCAUCCUCAGACACAGACUGGCCUCAGGAACCGACGAGAAGAUCCAGCUGAGCUCCAUGGUCGCAGCUUUCCAGGCGGUGAGGGACCUGGUGGUCAGCGAGGCCUCAUAGACUCACAAAUAGCUCUAUCAUUUAGAAUCAGCAGGUGAAGUAAAACAGUUCAGCUGUGGCUACCAUGACUUAUGACAGUUCGAUCCAGAUUUCAGCUUAUGGAGUUUGUGUUAUAUGUCCCUUCUUUUUCGUCCAAAACUCUCAAGUUUGCCAAAAAUCUUACUGUAUCUAAGCUUGGGAAAGGCUGAUUUUCUCUUCAGCAGUUCAACAGGUGGUUUCAUGGUUUUGUCGUGAAAUAUCGGAAUUUGUUUAUUUUACAAGAAAAGAUCCAGACUCUGAAAGCUCCCACUGCGUGAUUGCCCACCACCGCUGCACAGAGUCGAUGCUAGCAGCUAAAUGAGUCACUCACAUCUGCAUACAAACCGAGUAACAUGGAAGGCAGCGGUUUGUAGCUGUGGUACAAGACUGAUCUGUCCUUUAGGGCACUUCAAAUAUGGACAUUUAUAAAACAGUGAAGGAUAGACUCAUUGUCGCUGAUAGAAACAACUAAGAAAAAUACAACAGUUUUCAUUGGUGUAAGAAAAAGUCUCGAACAUGUCUGUGUCUUUUGAAUCUGUUUAAUAAAACUAUUUCCUAAAAGUCCA
Xyrichtys novacula (pearly razorfish) is the source of this 8372-nucleotide messenger RNA. Lineage: Eukaryota; Metazoa; Chordata; Actinopteri; Labriformes; Labridae. The record is from the annotation of a GenBank genome assembly.